GUGUGCAUGUGUGUGUGUGACACAUUUAGUUUAUAUCAGGGGUGAAAGCUGUGUGUGUUGAGCAUGAAGACUCCCGGUGCUGUGCUGCUGUUGCUGUGGUCUGGUCUAGUUGUGGUUGCAGGAGUUGGUAAAGAUCUCCAAGACAAAACUGCUGCCACAGCCUCCACCCAACAAACCUGCCAGCCUGACAUCUACACUGUGCUGAGAGAGAUGAGCGCACUGAUGGUGGAGCAGAGAGUGGAGCUCAGGUGCACUCAGACACAAAUAGAGGCCAUGGAGACCAGACUGACGGAGAGGCUGGAUGCAAGUGAGAAUGAAGCAGAGACCCGAUUGAGAGCCAGUGAGAAUAAAGCAGAGACCAUGGAGACCAGACUGAGAGCCAGUGAGAAUAGAGUAGAAGAGCAGAGAGCUGUUAUUAAGGAGCUGAAAGAGAAACAAGAGGAGCAAGCAGCAGCUCUGAGAGCUGUAGGAGGCAGUGUGAACCUCACAGGGAGUCAGGUGGAGGAGUUGAGGAGGGAGAGAGAGGAGAGGAGGGUGUCUUUCUCUGCCUCACUGGUGGCAUCUGGUGGUGAGAAUUUUGGUCCCUUUAGUAAGCCAACUACACUGAUCUACAGACAUGUCAUCACCAACACUGGAAAUGCCUACAACCCCAAUACAGGUGUCUUCAGGGCUCCAGUCAGAGGUGUUUACUACUUUGCUGUAAUUGCGCAUGGACUUGGUCAUGCAUCUACACCUACAGGAGUCUCUCUCCAUAAGAAUGAAGAACAUGUUGUCAUUGCUUAUGGCCAUCAGCCAAGCCACAGAGUGGACACUUCUAAUGGAGCUUCUCUGCUGCUGGAGGUGGGAGAUGUGGUCUAUGUGAAGCUGUGGCCCAAUGCAUGGGUCAUUGACAGCUAUAACCACCACACCACCUUCUCUGGCCACCUGCUCUUCCUCAUGUGAGGGAAGCAGUAGACUGAUGUAGAAGUUAUGUUGGGUGUGGAGUGACGCUGCUAGCGAGAAACAGACAGAAGGGAACACACUCCUCUCCUUGUUUCCUACAUGGUCACUGGGUGGGUCUGGGCAAGACUUUUAGUGUGACAUGAAGUUCAUUCUCCUUGAUUGCUAUCCAUCUAUUGUGCUGUUUGUUGACAUGUUAAUGUAUCUUUACCUACUUUUAGUACGUCAGUGUGGAACUGAAAACACUAGUAAUGAAAUGUGCUUUGUCAGGCUGUGUCUUUGUAUAUCCGUCUAUUACAAAAUAAAAUACAUCUUUAAAUGACUAA
Messenger RNA from Clupea harengus (Atlantic herring), 1265 nucleotides. RefSeq lists its product as uncharacterized. The record is from RefSeq and is a predicted model, not a curated record. Lineage: Eukaryota; Metazoa; Chordata; Actinopteri; Clupeiformes; Clupeidae. Gene Ontology annotation, molecular function: protein binding.